CUACACACACUCUCUCCCUCUCACCACCACCACCACCAACAACAUUCCUUUCCAUUCUACAGCGGCGCGUGACUUCAAACGCCGCCGCUUUUUUCCAUCAAACUCACUCCGUCUUCUUCAGUUUGAAAAUCAUGAGUUCUAAUGGAGGAGGUGUUCUUUCUGACAAAGAUAAAAACAUAGCUGUGAGUUCAAACUUUGAUGUUGGCCAGCUGAACAAGGCAGUCCAGGAUGUGAAUUUGGAUGCGGGUUGGGAGGUUAUCGUCAAAAAGAACAAGAAUAAAGCUGGAACUGUUGAACUGCCUAAACAUUGUGCUUCUCAGACUCCUAAACCAAACCCAUGGGUUCAACCCUUACAGAACAAGUCUCUAAACAAUGUGUGGGCCAGUCAGAUGGGUGGCAGGACUGGCAGAGGUGGUGCUAGAGUCAAACCAAUGCUCACACACUCUGGAAGCAACAACAAUCCCACAAAUGCAAUUCCUCCACCGCUACAGAGUGGAUGGAACUGGAGCUCAAGGCCUGCAAGGAAGUUGGAAAAUGAUCCAGUGCCAAGUCCUCAUCCUUGUGGUAUGGAUGAAUCUUUUAAAGAUAAUGAUGAAACUGAAGACGAGCUUGAUUUGUCUGAUGAUGAGAUUCUGAGUGACGAGUAUGAUUCCGAUGAUAUGCCAAAAAGCCAUGAAGAGAUGAAGAAGAACAAGUGGUAUGCUGCCUUUUUUGCAACUUUGGAUACCCUCACUCCUGAACAGAUCAAUGAACCAACUAGGCAAUGGCAUUGCCCGGCCUGUCUGAACGGUCCAGGUGCUAUUGACUGGUAUAACGGUCUGCAGUCUCUGUUGACCCAUGCUAAAACAAAAGGGACCAAAAGGGUAAAGAUUCAUAGAACUCUAGCUGUUAUUUUGGAGGAAGAACUGAGAAGAAUUGGCACUACAGUGCUACCAAUCAAGACUGAAUCAUAUGGACAGUGGAAGGGACUCACAGCAGUUAAAGACAAGGAGAUUGUGUGGCCACCGAUGGUUGUCAUCAUGAAUACACACCUUCAGCAAGAUGAGAACGGAAAGUGGAUCGGGAUGGGAAACCAAGAGCUUCUUGAUUACUUUGGCUCUUAUGAAGCAGCAAGAGCGCGUCAUGCAUAUGGGCCUAGAGGCCACAGGGGUAUGAGCUUGCUGAUCUUUGAGUCCUCUGGUAUUGGAUACACUGAAGCUGAGCGACUAUGUAAGCAUUUUGAAGAUCAAGGCACUGACAGAGCUGCGUGGGAUCAUCACCCUAUUCUGUUCUAUCCUGGGGGUAAACGGCAGCUAUAUGGCUACAUGGCAACAAAGCAAGAUAUGGAUUUAUUUAAUCAGCAUUCUCAUGGAAAAUCAAAGUUGAAGUUUGAGAUUGUUUCUUACCAAGAAAAGGUUGUUGCUCAACUGAAACAAAUGAAUGAAGAUAACCAGCAAUUGAUCUAUUACAAGAACAAAGUUGUCAAAGAGCAAAGGCAUUCAAAAGCGUUGGAAGAGUCGUUUGGAGUGGUAUCUCAGAGACUGGGGAAAACUGAACAAGAAAACCGCAUGGUGAGGGAGAGAACAAAACGUUUUCAUGAAGAAAACAAGGAAGAGAUGGAUUACCAAGAACAGUUCUUUAAGGACCAGCUGAAGGUGAUCAUAGAGGCCAGGAAUGCGAAAGAAGGCGAGUUUGAUAAGCUGCAGCAGGAAGAACGCAUGAGGGUGGAACAAGCUUAUUCUGAAGUGGAUCCUGAAAUGAGUGAUGAGAAGUAUGACCAAAUGAAACAAUUUGAGGAAGAAAGGGAGAAGCUGAUGAAAGUGCAUGAAAAGACUAUGGCUGAAAUGAAGAGCAAGCACUGGAAGGAAGAGAUCGGGUUAGAGGAAAGGUUUAACACCAGGUUGUCUCAGUUGAUGGAGAGGUACACCCCCAAAGCAUGAAAUUCAAGGCUGACGAAACCGAACAGAAGUGAUAAUAUCAUUAUCUAGUUGAGUAAAGACUUUACGAUUUUUGUUACUUUUAUUUUUGAAAACCUUUUCACCCUUGAGGGUUGAUAUGGAAUGAGGGUGCUAAUAUGCUAAUCUCAUAUGAAUGAUUAACAAUUGGAGCUUAUGACUUCAGACAUCAAAUUGCUUGAAUUGCAAUUAGCUGCCAAUAUUUCUAGUGGUAAA
Messenger RNA from Erigeron canadensis, 2150 nucleotides. Its product is annotated as protein SUPPRESSOR OF GENE SILENCING 3-like. NCBI's taxonomy places the organism in Eukaryota, Viridiplantae, Streptophyta, Magnoliopsida, Asterales, Asteraceae. Bases 132 to 1919 code for a protein of 595 amino acids. Gene Ontology annotation, biological process: regulatory ncRNA-mediated gene silencing; defense response to virus. The transcript has 6 exons. The record is from RefSeq and is a predicted model, not a curated record.